AAUCACAAGCUAAUCAUGACUAUUCCUAAUACUACUGAAAUUACCUCGUUUACAAACCCUGCUCUUGGACCAUUACCCACUUCAGCACCAGAACUAGCUACUAGUGUGCUUGAUUUAUUUCUGCUUAAGGGCAAAGUAGCAUCAGUUACUGGAUCCUCUACUGGUAUAGGGUACGCUGUGGCAGAAGCUUUUGCACAGGCAGGUGCCGAUGUUGCAAUUUGGUACAACAAUCAUCCUGCAACCGAAAAGGCUGAAAAAUUGGCUAAAAAAUAUGGCGUUAAAUGCAGGGCAUACAAAUGCAACAUUUCCAAUGCUGACGAUGUUGAUCUGACGAUUAAGCAGAUUGAGCAAGAUUUUGGAACGAUUGAUAUCUUUGUUGCCAAUGCUGGUGUGGCUUGGACUUCUGGUUCCAUGGUUGAUGUGGACGAUAAUCAUGAAAGUUGGCACAAGAUUGUCGACUUGGAUUUGAAUGGAGUAUACUAUUGUUGUCAUUCAAUAGGGAAAGUAUUCAAGAGGAAAGGAAAGGGUUCCUUGGUUAUUACUUCAUCAAUGUCGGGCCUGAUUGUCAAUGUUCCACAGCUACAGGCUCCUUAUAAUGCUGCUAAGGCUGCUGUAAAACAUUUAGCUAAAUCGUUAGCAGUUGAAUGGGCUCCAUUUGCUAGAGUCAAUAGUAUAUCUCCAGGAUAUAUCACUACUGAUAUUUCUGAAUUCGCCGAUCCUGAAAUGAAGGCAAGAUGGUGGCAAUUAACUCCUUUGGGGAGAGAGGGAUUGCCACAAGAAUUAGUAGGAGCUUACUUAUACUUAGCCUCCAAUGCCUCUACAUUUACUACGGGAGCCGAUCUCGUUGUGGACGGUGGAUACACUGCUCCAUAGAAGCCGUUUAAUAGAUAUAUAUAUAUAUAUGUAAUACUACUAUAAUAAACUGAGUAAAUAAACAAACAUGUAAAUGCUAGAAAAUAACAUCGUCUUCAUUCUCCUUUAAUAAAUCGUCAUCUCCAUUAGCCAAGGCUAAUUUUUCAACUUCUUGAGCAUCAUUAGUUAUUUCUUCAUUAGAAGUGACUCUUGUAAUCUUAGAAAGUUCAGCGCCAGCUGCAAUUGCUGCUUCUUGAGCUGCUUUUUCUUCGGCUUCAGCAGCGGCGGCAGCUUCUUGUUUCUUUUCUUGAACCUUUUUCAAUCUAUAAAAUUCUUCUCUAUCCAAUUCAUCCAAUUCGGAAUUAAUAUAAGAAAUAGUGUUUUCAGUUCUUGGAAUAAUAACAUGUUCAAUGGCAUUAACUCUUCUAUUAGUAACCUUGAUAACCUCAUCCAAAAUGAUAAAAGCAGUUUGCAAUGAAGCCAAUUCAACUAAUGUUUCCACAGCCUUGGUGUAAACCAACUUAGCUCUUUGAACUUGUUGACCACCUCUACCUAACCCAGUCAAUUUGAAAUCAUUAAUAUCUUCAUUUAUAUAACUUUCAAAGGUUGGUAAGUAAACACCGGAAACAUUUUCUUGCUUUGCCUUGACUUGAAAUCUUGCACGUUGAACGGAUUCUUGGACUUGAUAAGAAAUAUUUUCACCAGUAGCAUAAGAAACUUCUGCUAAGGAGAAUGCAGCAGUUUGCAUAACACGGCCCAUCUUUCUCUUAGCCUCAUCAAUUCUUUGGGUAAUGUCUCUGAAUCUUUUCGUUAAUGCUUCCGAUUUUCUUUUCAAAAGGGAAUGUCCUUGUUGGGCUCCCUUAAGUUUACCCUUCAUUAACCCUAAGGUCAUACGAGUAGGGAAAACUUGUUCACGAUUACCUGCACCGGACAUUGUUUGUUGUUGUUAGUCCAAUUGAUUGUGAAGAAGGGAGUGAUGUGUCGAAUGGUU
Messenger RNA from Spathaspora passalidarum NRRL Y-27907, 1843 nucleotides. RefSeq names its product Sou1p (gene SOU1). Gene Ontology annotation, molecular function: oxidoreductase activity, acting on NAD(P)H, oxygen as acceptor. The record is from RefSeq and is a predicted model, not a curated record. The coding region runs from base 16 to 873 and encodes 285 amino acids. Gene Ontology annotation, cellular component: intracellular anatomical structure. Lineage: Eukaryota; Fungi; Ascomycota; Pichiomycetes; Serinales; Debaryomycetaceae. The transcript has a single exon.